This is a messenger RNA of Aplysia californica (California sea hare), 1269 nucleotides long. RefSeq lists its product as uncharacterized. The record is from RefSeq and is a predicted model, not a curated record. NCBI's taxonomy places the organism in Eukaryota, Metazoa, Mollusca, Gastropoda, Aplysiida, Aplysiidae.
UGAAUAUUCACGACGGCGGAUCCAACUGCAUCUCUCCUCGUCUUACACCUCAUUAAGGUUUCACAAAGAUCUUGUCUCAACUGUGGAGCCACACAAAGGAGUUUUUUCUUCUACACUUCACCGUGCUUCCAACACAAACUGGAAUAAUUUAUUUCUACGCGGAUGUAACCAGAACUCUGUGACUUUAAUUCGUUGACUGGACGUGCAUUCGCUGACUCAAAGGAGUUGGGCUCGAUAAGUGAACUCAGAGCAUUUACGUAAAGGUGUCUCGGACCAAGAAGAAAGCCAACAGAAAGUCAGAAUGGGACGCAACGUCUCUACCCGGGUGCCUAUUGUGUCCUUAACAGCCAAGGUGGACAACAGCCCUAGUUCCUACAUCAACUCGAGUUCAGAUCCAGUCAGCUCGAUAUUAGAAAGGAUAGACGCUGAGCUAGACGAUAUGGACCGUCGGAACACACAGCAGACACAGGCCUGGGAUCGGUCAGUUUCGCCGAUGACCUUGAACUGACGGACAAAGACCGACUGACCAACUGUCAUCCGCAGCAGAAGGACCAGAUCUCUGGCAGUGCGGAGAUAUACUCCGAAGCCAACACGACAGAUGCUUUCACAGAUGAUGACGCCUCUCGUCGCCAUGACGACAACAACCCCAGUGACCUUGACUCUAUUGCCGCACAGCAGAUAGACCGGAAGUUUAAAGAAAUAAUGAGAAAAAAGAAAGUGCCCCCAGACCUCCCUCCACACCCAGGCAGACCCCUGGGUGCUCUGUCCUCGCGACUACGCUCCAGAUCUGCCAACAGGGCGUCUGCCAACAUGCUCUCCACCGGAACUGACGACAAGAAACAACAAGGAACAGACGACAAAGAUGGCGGCGGUGGUGACGGCGGAAGUGGUGGUACUGGUUACGGCCAAACAUCAGGGCGUCUCGGGUUCGGAGCUGGAUAUGGCACGGACAACGAGUCUGUGAAAACGGAGGAUUUUGAGUCGAAGUUCAUGAACCUGAUCGUGAACGGUUCGGAUACGGAAAGAGCUGACACCGCUGGAUCGGCUGCUUCUACCGCUAGAAACAAAAGUGAGAGUCGGAUAAACGGGAGAUCUGAUCGGACGAGAGGGGGCGGAGCCUGUGGAGAAAGGGCUGACAACGAUGCCAAUGACAUCAUACAUCGACUCCGGAGUAUUGCUCAGAGCUCUACCCCAGCCGCACCCACCCCCAUCCUGUCCAGACCUCGAAGUGUGAGCCCCACGAGGAACAGGUAAUUCUUACUUUCUCUG